UGUGUCUCUCAAAUGCGGGUGUGCUGUGGUUAUCAGCGCAACCUGACCUCCCCAGAUGGAUCUGGCAGUAGCAGAUCCCGAGACCGUCCCUCCCAAGCAGCAGCAGCCGCCGCCGCCGCCGCCGCGUUCCAUAGUAGCAGGCCCGGGAUCGUAUUCGCUCAAGGCCUGGCAGGCUGAGUUUCCGUGGCUGGGUGCUGCCACAAGUGAGGAGGACGGGCAGCUGGUGCUCUUCUGCUCCUGGUGCAGGGCGGCCCAUCCCCAGUACCUGAGGAACAUCAAGAGUGCCAAGCCGUGGACCAGAGGCGUCACGGGCAAGGGCAGCAUCCACCACGCCAAGAUGACCCGCCACGACGUGUCGGCCACGCAUUUCAACAGUGCCGUCGAGCAGUUUGGACCUCAGCUGACCGGCCUGCCCAAGGAGUAUGCCGCGCGCAUCAUGCAGCACAACCGGGAUCGGGAGCAGCACAAGGCCGAGCGCAGAGAGAAGAGGCGGCGGGAGAGCAGCCCUGUGGGACCGGUGGGUGGCGACAGCGCAGCGCCAGAGGAGAUGACGCGGGCGGCUCGCGAUCGUGCCCGGGCGGCCUUGGCGCGGGAGCAGGGGAUCAACCGUGAGGUCAAGCCGGAGCUCAAACCGCCCGUCCCUGCCAGGUGGCCCGACGGUUCGGCUGCCGCGUCGGCUCCUCGUUCAUUGGCUCCUGGUGUUGCGGCCGGCCGGCCGGUGUCGCCGCAUUCGAUGAGCGGCGCUGCCAUGCCCAUGAUGCCGGGUGAUGACGUGGAUAGGGAUGGGGGUGGCAGUAGUGAGCAGGAGACCGGCAGUAGCAGCAAGUGCGACAUCUGUGGAGAGGAGGUGGGUGGGAAUGAACAAACUGCAGAGAAGAUCACAGCACGCCCGGACAGGUCUUGUGUGUGUGGAUGUGAGAAUCCUUUCGUUUAGGUGGGUGUGGGGGAGCUGGGUCGCCACAACGCCCAGAGCAAGGACCUUCACCUGUCGAUACUCAAGGCCAGCAACGCAUUCCUGCAGCAAAGGCUCACAGAGAUGGCACAGAUCGCCGCAAGCCAGAGGUGGGUGGCUGGGUGGGGGGACGGGUGGAGGAAGGAAGACACUAACUAGCACCACACCUGCUCCGCAUCACGACGUUGGUGUGCCUCGAUUGUGUCUCUGUGUAUGCCGCAGCUCGCGAGCAAGCCGCACGUGGCGGUUCAAGAUACCCGAGAUCGAGAAGGUGACUCACUUAGUCAUACGGACGGGUGGUCCGCUCCACCUCCGUAUGACCCCACCCCCAUGUCCGUCUGUCUGUCUAUCGCCUGGGCUGACCUUCAGGUGAUAGAGAUGGCGCCGGAGCGUGCGCCCAUUCGCUUCCCCUUCAUUGCUGGCGGCGUAGAGGGCCUGGCCGUGUCGUUCGUACCGAGGCGCGACAGCGAAUACUGUGGCCUCUUCCUCUGGGGACCGUCAGGUCUGUCUGUCAGGCAUGGAGAGAGAGCCACAACGAGUCCACUCAUCUCAUCUCAUCUGAUCUCAUCUGUCUGAUGUAUCUAUCAACCCUCUCUCUCUCCUGUCCUGUAUGCAGACAAGCACCUCUCCCUCCGCGGCAGUCUCUACCUCGGCUCCACCACAGGUCACCCCACGAACCCCGCCAGCAACACCACCGACGGCAACAGCAGCAGCAACCACACCACCCCGCUAUGCAUCAUCCUGGACAAGGACUUCUGCCCCGAGAGGACGUCUUGGGGUCAAUCACAUGUGUGCCACCACGACGAGAUCCCCCUCUACACCGAUGCGGAUGGCAGCCUGGCAGUGUCGGUGGAGAUAGAAAGCCUGGUGGUCAUGCGGCAGGCUGAUUUGGGGCAGGGGCGCAGCGUCAUGGUUGGGGAGGAGGUGUACACACAUUAAAGUAAGUAGGCAUCGAUUGGUGGGUUCAAUACUUUCCCACACUGCAGGUGGGUGACCUGCCAAACACGCUAUGGACAACACGCCAAGCUUGGCCUGCCAUGGUGGGAGAUGCAUCUUUGUGUGUAUGUGUGCACAGUUCUUAGAGGAGCGGCUGGAGUUGGCGCGUCGCGUGGGUGUGGGUGUGUCGAUAUGGGAGCUGGGGGAGGAGGUCCACCUGUGACACACUGGCUGUGGUGGACGGGACGGAGGGGAGGGGUGUGGUCGGCAGGUCAGUCAGGUGGGAUAAUGUGUGUGUGUGUGUGCAUUGCAUAAUGCUGUUUGUGUGACCGUGCUUGGCCGACGUGGAUAUGUUGUGUGUUGGUUUCUGCUGGGUGUUCCUUCACGCGCGGUGGGCGAGUGUGGCCAAUGUGACGAGCAUCACUUUGGCUACACUCGCAGGCCGUGUGAUAGGAUCAACGGCAGAAACGAGGCAAGCGUGUCGACAUCUUUUGCUAUGUAUGUAUGUGUGUAUCCGCCCAUCCCAUAUAUCUGAUACAUACCGACUCACUCACUCGGUGCUUAGUUAGUAGUCAUAUCGGCUCCUGUCUGCUUAGCUCGCUGCUUAGCUAAAUGCGCC
Vitrella brassicaformis is the source of this 2507-nucleotide messenger RNA. The record is from the annotation of a GenBank genome assembly. NCBI's taxonomy places the organism in Eukaryota, Vitrellaceae.